Aureococcus anophagefferens is the source of this 7137-nucleotide messenger RNA. RefSeq lists its product as hypothetical. Gene Ontology annotation, molecular function: protein binding. The coding region runs from base 1 to 7137 and encodes 2378 amino acids. The record is from RefSeq and is a predicted model, not a curated record. NCBI's taxonomy places the organism in Eukaryota, Pelagophyceae, Pelagomonadales, Pelagomonadaceae. The transcript is spliced from 4 exons.
AUGCUGUCGGACCUCGCGGACCUCAUCGAGGAGGGCCACCUGGACCAGCGCGCGAGCGUGCGGUCGAAGACGAGCGCGAACCUCGCGGGUCGGCGGCGGAGCUCGCAGCUCGGGCGCGACGACCUGUCGACGGGCAGCGAGGCGCCGACGAACCGGCGCAGCGUCGUCCGGCAGGCGCCCGAGCCCGCGGGCCGCAAGGCGCUGCGCAACAUCCGCAAGGCGUCGCGGUCCUACGAGCACGUCGCGGCGAGCAGCCGGGGCGCCAUCCACGUCGGCAAGGCGAGCCACCACCAGAAGCGCGCGUCGCGCGACACGAUCCGCUACCAGAAGGAGAAGCUCGCCAACGCGGCCAAGGGCCGCGAGUUCGAGGAGAGCUCCUGGUCCCUCGCCUCGGCGGAGGCCGUCGAGGACGACGAGGCCGAGGCGCUGCUCGACGCGCAGCUCGAGUACGUCCAGUCGCUGAGCACCGUCAUGACGCUGGACCUCGAGAGCUCGCGCAAGGAGUUCGAGGUCGGCGUGCGGCGCAACCGCAAGGAGAUCGUCAAGCACGCGUCGCUCCAAGAAGGAAAAAUCGGCUUCAUCGACAAGAUCCAGCGCAUGAAGCUCGCCAAGGACGCGAAGCACGAGCCGAAGAAGAAGCUCCACGUCGAGGAGGAGCUGCGCGCGUCGCCGCGCCGGGCCAUGCUCGACCGCGACGGCGCGUCGCAGCGCGCGCGGAGUCUGGGCGGCUCGUCGCUGCUGCGGUCGGCGAGCGCGCGGCCGUCGACGGCGCCGCCGCCGGGCUCGCCGGCCGCGGGCCGCGCGCGCGCUCGCUCCUUCGGCGAGCCCUCCUCGCCCGGCGGCGCGAGCCUCGCCAGCGACGACCGCACCUUCGACGGCGCGACGGUCAUGACCGGCGAGGAGGGCCUCUUCCAGGAGUCGUGGUCCGAGGCGCGGCUCGCGCCUCUGCUGCAGAAGACGGACCGGCGCGAGGACUUUGACUACCUCGACGACAUGGAGAUGGACGAGUACCCGCCGCCCUACCUGAAGCAGCGCACGCAGGACGCGAACAUGCGCACGCUCUACGGCAAGCGGGGCCGGCCCGGCGCGCGGUCGAAGAAGUGCGCCGUCGCGUUUUUGGGCAGCUUCUCCGUCGCGGCGCCCGUCGACGCGGCCGCGGAGCGGCGCUCGCUCGCCACGUCGAGCCUCGGGCGCGUCAUGGGCCUCGCGCAGAUCGCCCGGGACGCCGAGGCCGACGAGGCGGCGUCGUCCGAGAUCGCGCCCGCGCCCGGCACCGCGGAGCCGUCGUUCGAGGCCGAGAGCCUGCCGACGGCCGCGUCGCUCGUCGACGCGCCGCCCGAGGGCGAGGCCCUGUCGGAGACGCCGUCCGUGGCGAACCUGUCCAAGGACGAGGAGGCCAAGUACUUCGGCGACGACGCGCGCGCGAGGUUCGCCGCGGCGUUCCGCGCGUUGUCGAAGCAGGCGGCGAUGGUGACGUCGCUCGACGAACUCAAGAUGGUGGGCCCCGUGGACUACGUCCCGGAGCUCGACGACUCCGACGACGACGACGACCGGGACCCGGGCAUCUUCGCGGACCCGGCGAGCCCGCGGCACCAGUUCCUCAUCGAAUUGGUGCGCAUGCGCGACCUGCCGCCGGAAUGCGUGCUCCUGCGGCGGGACCUCACGACGACGCUGAACCUGAGCCACCGGGGCCUCGGCGACGGCGUCGGCGAGGUGCUCGUCAAGGUCCUGCCCAAGCUGCCGGAGCUCGGGGAGCUGCUUUUAGCGGACAACCGGUGGACGGACGUCACGAUCGGCCCGCUCUUCCGCGCGCUCGAGAAGAUGGGGCCCAAGCUCAAGACGCUGGACCUCUCGCAGAACGAUCUGGACUGGCGGUCCGCGGCCCAGCUGUCGAGCUUCAUCAAGCGCAAGGUCUGCGGUUUGGUGGAACUCAGGGUGGCGCACGCGGACUUCGACGAUUCGGAGCUCGCGUCCGUCAUGGACUCCGUGAAGACGAACCGGACGCUGCGCACGCUGGAUCUCCGGGGCAACGGCAUCGGCGGCGCCAACGAGCUCUACGGCGCGUCGGGCUACGCGACGAAGAUGGUCAAGGUCAAGGCCACGCCCAUCGCCGGGAAACCGGUCCUCGCGGCGCGCGGGUCGUCGCGGCGCGGCUCCGUGUCCGAGAGCCGCCUCGUGGCCAAGGAGCGCAACGAGUUCUCGAGCCGGCGCCUGCGCGACUCCGGCGGCGGCGGCUUCGGCGACCUCGCCAAGGCGAAGGAGCAGGCGUCGCUCGUCGCGGGGCUCACGGAGCAGGCCAAAAGGGCGCAGCAGCAGGGCUCGGGCUGCCUCGAGCUCGGCGCCAUGCUCGUGCGCAACACGACGCUCACGCACCUGGACCUGUCCUGGAACCGCAUCAGCGGCCGCGACGCGGCGCUGCUGGGCGACGCGCUCGCGGGCAACGACGGCCUCACGUUUUUGUCGCUCGCGUUCAACGCGCUCGAGGACAGCGGCGCGCAGCAGAUCGCCGCGGCGCUCAAGUUCAACGACAUCCUCGAGCACCUCGACGUGUCGGGCAACAACGUGGGCCCCAAGGCCGCCGUCGUCUUCAGCCACGCGCUCCGCGAGAACACGAAUCUCCGCGCGCUCGUGCUCGACACGAACCCGCUGGGCUUCGACGGCGUGCGCGCCAUCGCGCGGUCCUUCAACUUCUUCAUGAACAAGCCGCGAAUUAGCCUCGAGGGCUGCUUCCACCAGCGCCACAAGCAGGAGCUCUACGGCGAGCCCGACGCAAACGCGAUGGAGGUCGGCGAGGGCGACAGCGAGCCGCUCCGCGCCGCGGCGCUCGCGUACAGCGUGGGCAUCCCCUACGAGGUGCUGGAGAAGACGACGCAGGAGCGCACGGAGACGGCGGCGGAGACCCUGGAGCGCAAGGCCCAGGAAUUCCUCCAAAAGGUGCCGCCGCGCGACGUCGACCGCGCGCCCUUCGACCCGGAGAUGCCCAAGGGCUACUACCAGCUCGAGCUGGCGAAGCCCUACCACCGCGCCGUCGCCGACGAGAUUUUUGAAUUGUGCGCCCGGCGGCCGGGCGUGCGGCUCGCGCGCGUGUCCUACAGCGAGGCGCCCGUCGAGAGCCGCGCCGAGGACUCGUUCCGGCCGCUGAAGCUCGGCGCGCUGCGGCCCGCGCCCCAGUGGGGCCUCAACGGCAUCCCGCCCAAGGUCGGCGCCGAGCCCGCCGAGGACGCGGCCAAGGAGUUCCUGGACCUCGCGGAGGAGGACCACGGCGCGUUCCACCGCCGCGAGUCGCACGCGUUCGCGAUGCCGGGCUUGGCGCAGUUCCAGGAGCUGCGCAAGGCCCGCCAGCUGCGGGCCGCGAAGGUGGAGAAGGCGAAGAACAAGGCCAUGCGCCUCAUGAAGAUGCUCAAGGUCAUGGGCAAGGCCGAGGACUCCAAGCGGCGGCUGCCCGUGCCCGUCGACGGCUCCGACGCGCCGUUCGCGCAGUACGCGCGCGAGGAGGCCAUCGAGGCGCUCGAGGCCCACGCCGUCGUCGACCUGAGCCAGCGCGCGGAGUGCCAGGUCAAGUACCAGCUCCCCGCGGAGGGCUGCCUGCGCGUCGAGGUGAAGCUCGUGCCGCGCCUGAGCUCGCAGCUCGAGUUGCUGACGCGGGAGGGCAUGGACGAGCUGUUGCGCUUCAUCCGCGAGAACCACGGCAUGGAGCACCUCGACGUGAUCCGCGCCCUGACCAUGGACCACCGCUUCCUCUGCCGCCAGGUGCAGGAGCUCAUCCAGGAGCUCGCGGGCGGCGUGAGAGUCGAGGACGGCAACAUGAACGUCGUCGCGCUCUUCGAGAUGCUCCUCCCGCGCGUCAUCGACAACAACUGCGUCGAGGCGCUCGUCGACGCGAACCUGUCGCUCAAGCAGCGGCGCGAGCUCCACCGCAAGCUCGGGAACUUUUUGCCGCCGUUGUUCAACAGCUUCAACGGCCACUACGUGCUGGACCUCGCGCGGGAGAAGGACCGCGUCUGCGCCAUGCGCCUCGCGGCCCACAGCUUCAAGGAGCGCGUCUUCGUGCGCGGCGCCUGCCGCACGAGCCUCGGCGACAGCGGCCCGGAGGGCGCGCCCUUCAUCGGCGGCUUCGCGGAGGAGUCGAUCGACCCGCGGAACGCGCGGAAGAUCUGCAAGAGCCUCUACUUCACCGAGGGCACGGCCCAGCGCUACGGCGUCGGCGCCUUCCGCAACGCGACCUACGGGCGCAAGCCCCUCUGCGGCGCCAUCGGCGACGACUUCUUCGCGAACGUCGUCCUCGCGGAGAAGCCCCGCGGCACGUUCGAGUUCGACUACAGCUCCAUCCUCCCCGUGGAGCAGGGGUCCAAGGUCAUGACCGACGCCGAGUUCGAGCGCACGCUCGACGAGUGCGGCCUCCCGCUCAAGUGCAUCACGCUCAGCGACAAGCAGGCGCACCUCUACCUCGACCCGGCGAACGACGAGCCGCCGAAGGGCGCCGGCGACAAGGCCGGCGACCCGGCGGACAAGCGGCGGCGCCACCGCACGAACAUCGGCCUGGGCCAGCCCGCGGACCUCGUCAACACCUUCUAUCGGGCGCGCGCCGCCGUCAUCGACGGCCGCUUCUUCAACGACGAGCCCGCGACGCUCGACUCGCACCGCGACGUCUACAUCAACGCGCACGACCGCAACAACGUCAUGGCCUUCGUGGACCUGCCCAAGAAGGCGCAGCAGACGCCCCAGCAGAUGAUGGCCAAGAACAACUCGACGAACAUCGCCCUCAUCCUCGCGUCCAUCAACCGCUUCAUGCGCGAGCCGCGCGGCGUCGCGGACCUCGCGCCCGUGUCGGGCGCCAAGGCCGAAUUCCUGCGGAACCACCAGCUCGGCCUCGUCGAGCCCGCGGCGGACCCGCGCACGGGCGGCAAGCGGGGGCGCUUCACGGAGGUCAUGUCCGCCCUCGACAAGCCCCGGGCCACGGUCGUCCAGCAGCCGCAAAAGCCGAAGACGCGCGCGACGCAGCUCGAGGAGCUGGCCAUGGCCCGCGCGCCGACCAUGGACAAGGGCGCGCUCUUCGGCGACCUGGGCGCCAUCACGACCAUGUCGCGGGGCGGCGACGACGACGACGACGACGACGACGACGACGACUCGAACGACGAGUCCCUGAGCUCCGAGGACGACGAGUCGCCGGCCGCGCGGCUCAAGGCCGUGCUCGACGAGCGCGUCGGCGCGACGAUCGUCGGCGGCUGGACGGCGGGCGCCGUCGAGGCGCUCUGGAACGCCAUCUCCAAGAAGGAGGCCUGCCUCAUGGUCAAGGACUCGACGACGGUCGUCCGCGUCGUCCACGUCGUCAAGGUCCGCGUCCUGUCGCGCGGCGGCCGCAAGGUCCUCGUGUCGACGCGCAAGAACCCGGCGGGCCCGGACCGGAGCGCCGACGCCGCCAACGAGUGGCACGCGAACGCGACGGCCGUGCGCACGUGGCUCGGCGCGACGCUGCCCCUCAUCCAGCACGGCGCCGCGAUCAAGCCCGCGAUCCCGCCGAGCCACGCGGCGCUCAUCAUCGUCCAGCAGCGCAUCCUGGCGCCGCUGAAGCUCCGCCUGAAGAGCUCCCACCUCGUGCACCAGUCGUCCGUGGAGACGGACCUCGCGCCCGAGUUCCCGCACCAGUUCCCGGGCGUCGAGACGCGCGCGGUCUACGACUUCUACGACUGCCACGUCAACUUCAAGCCGUCGAUGACGGAGACGCGCAUCGAGGAGUGCCUCGAGCGCGCCGCGCGCGCGGCGAACCCGGGCGAGGCCUUCGAGGCCGCGGCCGAGAGCGACGAGAGCGACGAGAGCGACAUGUUCGACAGCGACUUCGACGACGACGACGAGUACGACAGCGACGACGGCGGCGACGGCGACGACGGGUCCCAGGCGACGGGCUUCAGGUCCAUGUCGACCUGCGGCGAGGGCGACGCGCGGGGCAUCGAGUCCUACCGCAUGCACAGCGAGCUCGCGUUCGCGGGCGGCAACUCGCUGAGCGCGGCGACGACUUUAACCCUGCGCGACGAGUGGCACUUCGUCGAGCGCGCGCGCGCCGACGACGUGCCCGUGCCGCCGCCGUCGCUGCCCCAGCUGCUGAGCGAGCUGCGGUGCCGCUUCGGCAACGAGACCAUGAGCAGCCGCCAACUGGCGCUCGUCGCCGCGCUGUUCCCGGCGAACGGCAUCCGCGAGCACCGGUUCCUGCAGCUCGCGCGCGAGGGCCACGCCAAGGCCGCGCCGGUCAUGCCCAAGGUCCACGCGCGCGGCGCGACGCCCAUGGCGCCCACGGCGAAAUCGGGCGACGCGGCGGGCGGCGACGGCGGCGACGACACGCGGACGCACCACGUGGUCGUCUACCGCGAGGAGGUCAUCGCCUGCCUCGUGAACAAGGUCGACGACGUCGAGCACUUCCGCACCAUGUGCCGCGCGACGCCCUGCAACCUGGGCGACGAGACGUGGAAGCGGCUCGUGCGGCGCCUCGGGUGCCUCAACGUCUGCGACCCGCUCCACGUCGACGACCUCUACGACCUCGACCUACGCUACCCCGACGAGCGGCGCAUGGUCGGCGUGCUCGCGCGGUGCAACGUCCACGACCACGGCGAGAACUUCAAGGACCCCGUCUUCGUGCCGCGCCAGGACCGCGAGCCCGUGCCGGGCUGGACGCUGCCCGCGUCCUGGGACGGCGCGACCUACGACGGCCAGAACCACGCGGGCGUGCCGACCAUCGGCCACCUGAGCCUCUGGUACGCGACGUCGAAGAAGGACGUCGACCGGGACCACGUCGCGGAGACGGAGAAGUUCCGCAAGGACCUCCGGGACCGCUUCUUCAAGCUCGGCCUGCCGCGGCCCGUGCCGCCCGCGUCGAACCUCGCCGAGUCCGCGCAGCGCGAGAUGCUCGUGCCGGCGCACAACCGGUCCUCCGCGUCGCAGAACCAGUCGCCCUCGGGCACGGCGUCGAGGCCGGCGCAGCGCAGGUGCGUCUCCGUUCCGCACUUCGCCGUGUCGCAGAUGAGCACGGUCUCGCUGCAGCUCGCGGUCUCGCCCUUGCAGACGCUGCACGGCUCCUCGGCGCGUUCGACGAACCGCGGUGGUGGAGCGCGGCUUCGCGGCUGCAGCGCCUGCAGCGCUUCGUAG